Otolemur garnettii (small-eared galago) is the source of this 2145-nucleotide messenger RNA. It is a transcript of the gene NIM1K, whose product is annotated as NIM1 serine/threonine protein kinase. The transcript has 3 exons. The record is from RefSeq and is a predicted model, not a curated record. Gene Ontology annotation, biological process: protein phosphorylation; intracellular signal transduction; microtubule cytoskeleton organization. Gene Ontology annotation, molecular function: tau-protein kinase activity; protein serine/threonine kinase activity; ATP binding. Gene Ontology annotation, cellular component: cytoplasm. NCBI's taxonomy places the organism in Eukaryota, Metazoa, Chordata, Mammalia, Primates, Galagidae. The coding region runs from base 722 to 2032 and encodes 436 amino acids.
GUAUUCUUAGGAUGAACCAAGACCUGCCAAACUUUUGAGACAGCUCACGGCUUAAAGGAAGGCUCAUCUAAAUAAAGGCCGGCUAAAGUGACAUUGCAGGGAUUUAAUCCUUCUCUGGCUGCCCGUGUGACCAGAGGGCUGGUUUGCAAGUUUCUUCUUUCCUGGGGUCCAGCUUAUUAGGUCUCCAGGGCAGCAGAACAGCAAGAGAAGCGCAAAAUGAAGGUCAGAGAUAAGCACCGGAGACAGGGACUUGGGGGGCUCUCGGGGGCUUUUACACACCAGAGUGCAAGAUCCCCGGGACAUCAAGGGAAAUAGCAAACUGGAGCCUUUGACCUGGGUACAGCCACCUACCCCAGAGCAUCAGACUACACGUUGUCGCCCGAAAAUUCCUGGAAUCCCAUAGGGAAGGGGCUGUGGUAACUGGAUGUGUGCCUCAUUGCACGGUUUGAGCGGCAGGUUCAACGUAGGGGAAGGUGGGAAACGUCUCGAGUGAGGCAAGGGAGGAGAGCGGCUUGGGGCUGGGCCGGCCGGACCUGGCUGCCGCGCUCGCCCGGUGCGUCUCGCUGAAGCCCAGAGGGAGGCUGCUCCAGCUGUCGCGGACUCCGCGCGCUGGCUGUCCUCGGCUCGCACCCCGCAGCCACCGGGCCCCCUGCGCCCCUCUGCAACCUGCCCUCGACCCCUGGCUCCUGGCUGACAUGGAGACGUGAGCCUGCGGGGGACGAUGACUGCAGUGUGCGCGAAUGGAGGCGGCCUGGUGAACCCCCACUACGCCAGGUGGGACCGGCGCGACAGCGUGGAAAGUGGCUGUCAGACGGAGUGCAGCAAGGAGGGUGAGGAGGGAGAGCCCCAGCAGCUGACGCCCUUCGAGAAGCUGACUCAGGACAUGUCCCAAGAUGAGAAGGUGAUGAGGGACAUCACGCUGGGGAAACGCAUAGGCUUCUACCGAAUUCGAGGGGAAAUCGGAAGUGGAAACUUUUCCCAAGUCAAGCUCGGAAUUCACUCCCUAACCAAAGAAAAGGUGGCCAUCAAGAUCCUGGACAAGACCAAGUUAGACCAGAAAACUCAAAGGCUACUGUCCAGAGAAAUCUCCAGCAUGGAAAAACUGCACCAUCCCAAUAUCAUCCGCCUUUAUGAAGUGGUGGAGACCCUAUCCAAGCUCCACUUGGUGAUGGAGUAUGCAGGGGGUGGGGAGCUAUUUGGGAAGAUUAGCACCGAAGGGAAGCUCUCCGAAUCAGAAAGCAAGCUCGUCUUCUCCCAGAUCGUGUCUGCCGUGAAGCACAUGCAUGAAAACCAAAUUAUUCACAGAGAUCUGAAGGCAGAAAAUGUAUUCUACACCAGUGGUACUUGUGUGAAGGUGGGCGACUUUGGAUUCAGCACAGUAAGUAAAAAAGGUGAAAUGCUGAACACUUUCUGUGGGUCUCCUCCCUAUGCUGCACCUGAACUCUUCCGAGACGAGCACUACGUCGGCAUUUAUGUGGACAUCUGGGCCUUGGGGGUGCUUUUGUACUUCAUGGUGACGGGCACCAUGCCAUUUCGGGCGGAGACUGUGGCCAAACUGAAAAAGAGCAUCCUGGAGGGCGCAUACAGCGUGCCUUCACAUGUGUCGGAGCCCUGCCACCGGCUCAUCCGAGGAGUCCUUCAGCCGACCCCCACGGAGAGGCACGGGAUCGACUGCAUCAUGAACGACGAAUGGAUGCAAGGGGUGCCAUACCCCACCCCUCUGGAACCUUUCCACCUGGAUCCCAAACACCUGUCAGAAACCAGCCCCCUCAAAGAAGAAGAAUGUGAGGUCAAAAGCACGUUAGAGCAUUUGGGUAUCACAGAAGAGCAUAUUCGGAAUAACCAAGGCAGAGACGCUCGCAGCUCCAUCACAGGGGUCUACAGAAUCAUUUUACAUAGAGUCCAGAGGAAAAAGGCUUUGGAAAGUGUCCCAGUGAUGAUGCUACCAGACCCUAAAGAAAGAGACCUAAAGAAAGGAUCCCGUGUCUACAGAGGCAUAAGACACACAUCCAAAUUUUGCUCAAUUUUAUAAAUUACAUUAGACUGCUGGUCUUUAACCAAGAUCAUUAUUGCUUUUAAAUUUUUUCAUGGACAACCUGAGUGGAUAAAUUUUUGUAAUUUUUAAAUAAAUUUAAAUUUGAGAUA